Exophiala dermatitidis NIH/UT8656 is the source of this 2397-nucleotide messenger RNA. RefSeq names its product MFS transporter, ACS family, allantoate permease. The transcript has 3 exons. Gene Ontology annotation, cellular component: plasma membrane. NCBI's taxonomy places the organism in Eukaryota, Fungi, Ascomycota, Eurotiomycetes, Chaetothyriales, Herpotrichiellaceae. Gene Ontology annotation, molecular function: dipeptide transmembrane transporter activity; allantoate transmembrane transporter activity. Gene Ontology annotation, biological process: allantoate transport; transmembrane transport; tripeptide transport. The record is from RefSeq and is a predicted model, not a curated record. The coding region runs from base 333 to 1910 and encodes 525 amino acids.
UUCGGAGCAUGCACCGAUCAUUGAAGGUGUUGUUUCGCUGUAAUCCGACAGCAUGAGAUCCACGCACAAAAAGCCUGACACAACACGUUCAAUGUGGCGCGCUGCCACAAACUUCCCCAGAUCUUGUUAUCAGAAGUCACAGGGCCAAGCGGCAGCUAUCAAUGUCGCUCCCCUCAUCAUUCCAUGUACGGCUGGAGCUCGGAGCUCUAGAUUCCUGGUAUCGAUGUAUAUAAUCUUCGCCUAAGCAGACGAGUUGGCAGGGAGCUCAAGGGUAGCCUACCACCACACCUUCCCCGUGCCAGAAUCUGCCCGCUACCGACCUGGGAUUGUUCAUGAUGUCGAACGAGAAGAUGUGUGGCGGUGACACAGUUAUGCCCAUAAAGCCAGAAGAUGAAGUGAACACCUCCAGCCCUCUUGGAAAGCAUGAGAGCAUUGAGGAUGGUGUUGUGAAGGCCAUUGAUAAAGAUGCAGAUGCAGCACUGCAAUUUCUCAGCCAGGGCACCAUUCAUAUCGACGAGGAGACUGACAAACGUAUUCGACGCACCAUUGACUGGCAUAUCAUGCCAUGGAUGUUUGGCAUUUAUAUGCUUCAGUAUCUGGACAAGACCUCUCUGACAUACGCUGCUGUUAUGGGCAUCAGGCCAGAUCUGAACAUCAACAGCGUUCAGUAUCCAUGGACUGGUUCGAUCUUCUACUUCGGCUACCUCGCCUUUGAGUAUCCUCACAAUCGCCUUAUGCAAAGGCUGCCGUUGAUGAAAUAUGUGUCUUGCACAGUCAUUAUCUGGGGAAUAGUUCUCUGUUGCCAUGCGGGAACCACAAAUUUUGCCACUCUGAUGGUGGCUCGUUUCUUUCUGGGAGCUUUGGAAGGCUCCGUAACUGCAGGUUUUGUUCUCUACACUGCACGCUUCUACCGGUCGGAUGAGCAGAUCACCCGAACGUCCUUCUGGUUCUGUGGCAACGGAUUUGCCUCGAUUAUUGGCGGCGCAAUCGCCUAUGGUAUUGCAAAAGGGUUCGCCGAAAACCCCGCCCUCACAUUCGCGCCCUGGAAGGUCAUUUUCAUCAUCACCGGCAUUCUCACCACCAUGUUUGGCAUUGGCAUGCUCUUCUACCUCCCAGACUCGCCCAUAAAUGCCAAGUGGCUCAAUGAUGCUGACCGGCACCUGGCUGUGGAGCGCUUGCGCUCAAAUCAGCAAGGCAUUGGAACCAAAGCCUUCAAGUGGUACCAGUUCCGGGAGGCUCUCACGGAUGUUCGGGCAUGGCUUUACGCCCUCGUCGCAUGUACAACAAUGCUUCCGGCUGGCGGCUUCACAGUCUUCUUCACCCUGCUGAUUCAAGGCUACGGCUUUGAUUCACGUACCACACUACUCUUGUCGAUGCCAGCAGGAUUCUUCCAGAUCCUCUCCAACGUCGGUCUUCCGUGGAUCGGGUACAAAACCAAGAACAGAACACUGGCCGCCUGCUGUGGCAUGCUUGGCUGUCUCUUUGCCAUUUCGCUGAUGGCUGGUCUUGCAACUGGCGGGCCAACCAACCACCGUGUUGGCCAGCUCGUGGGCUACUACAUGUGGCUGGGCAAUUCGGCAACCGCAUUGAUCAUCAUCUUGAGCUGUAUUUCGACCAAUGUUGCUGGCUAUACGAAGAAGACUACAGUCAAUGCAAUGGUCCUGAUUGCAUAUUGUGUCGGCUUCCUGAUCGGACCCCAGACGUUCCGUGACGGCCCUUACUACCCUGACGGCAAAUAUACGACGAUCGCCUUGAACAUAUUUGCCCUUGGAUGCUUGAUUUUUCUUUACUUCCUGAACCGAUGGGAGAACGCCAAGCGCGAUGCCCUCCAACUUCCACCUCAGCCCGAAGAGCAAGCCUUCAUGGAUCUCACUGACAGGGAGAAUAAGUACUUCCGCUAUGCAUUGUGAAAGGCGAACCUUCAUUUACGAUUAUGUUGUGAGUGCGAGAAGCCUCUGUGUGGCACGGUGCUUUCAAUUUCUCUUGGUGGAAGACCUGUGUCUGUCUCGCAAUGUGAGAUCCAGCAAUACUGCCGAGUUGACAUCCUCUGUGAAUGCUCCACUCGGAUUGUUUAUGCCAAGUUUGCUAGGUUAUUUGGGUCACUCUCCAGGCAGGGCUUCCGAAUAUUUCUUACUAGGCUCAGGAGACUUGCUUCCUGAGGGACGUAGGAGCUUGAUAUAUCCUUUGCCCUACGAAAGCCUCAAGCAGGUAGUUGGUUCUUGUUUAUCCGAAGCGAAUGAUGCUCAGUAUCUAGUCUGUCGAUAUGGUCCGUAUCGGAGGAAGAAGGCUGGGUUUGCCAAAAGAUACCUCCAAUAUUCCUUUGCUCAGAUCCAUAAUCACCGUUGCUAAAGUCUCCAUCCUUUCGAUACCUUUGGCGCCGGUCGGCAUGGAACGGCA